UCAACCCUUGUAUAUAUUUGAUUUCGCGGAGGUGCUGAAACCACAUAGCAAAUCAGCAUAUAAAUGGAAGCUUCAUCAUCAAUUUAUCCUGCUCAGACUUAUUGUUCUCAAUCGUGGAAUUAUGAUGUAUUUCUUAGUUUCAGAGGAGAAGAUACUCGCAAGACUUUUGUAGAUCAUCUCUACACCGCUCUUGAACAUCAGGGAAUCUACACCUACAAGGACGACGAAACACUUCCUCGGGGCAAUUCUAUCAGACCAUCUUUGAUGAAGGCUAUAGAAGAAUCUCAGAUUGCUGUCAUCAUACUGUCUGAAAACUAUGCCGAUUCAUCAUGGUGUUUAGAUGAACUUGAAUGCAUUAUGAAAUGCAAGAAUAUAAAAGGCCAAACCGUUAUGCCCAUAUUCUAUGAUGUGGAUCCCUCCGAAGUAAGGAAACAAAAACGCAAAUACGGAGAAGCAUUUGCUAGACAUGAGGUGGAGAACAAGACCAAUGUUGAGUCUUGGAGAAAAGCACUUGUAGAUGUAAGUAACCUUUCUGGAUGGGAACCCAAGCACAUUGCCAACGGGUAAAUUCUUCUUGUUUUUUCACUUUUUAUGAUUAAGAUUUGUGAUCUACUUAUACCUUAUAGGCAAUUUUUACAAAUGUUUUAAUUAUUCUUGAUGAUGUUGAUGACCUCAAUAAACAGAGGCUUUAACUACAUCACUUGAUCCGAGCCGAAUGAUAAUCACUACUAUACUAACCGUAGGGUAUUUAGCUUUCUGGUAUACGUGCAUAUGAGGAAUAGAAACCUGUUAAUAUUCAUGAGAUGCUUCCACUAGAUGUGGUUUCUUAUGCUAAUGGGCAAGUUAA
Lactuca sativa (garden lettuce) is the source of this 847-nucleotide messenger RNA. Lineage: Eukaryota; Viridiplantae; Streptophyta; Magnoliopsida; Asterales; Asteraceae. The record is from RefSeq and is a predicted model, not a curated record.